Messenger RNA from Strongylocentrotus purpuratus (purple sea urchin), 2846 nucleotides. Its product is annotated as monomeric sarcosine oxidase. Lineage: Eukaryota; Metazoa; Echinodermata; Echinoidea; Camarodonta; Strongylocentrotidae. The coding region runs from base 51 to 1277 and encodes 408 amino acids. The record is from RefSeq and is a predicted model, not a curated record. The transcript has 8 exons. Gene Ontology annotation, molecular function: flavin adenine dinucleotide binding; sarcosine oxidase activity.
AAAACUGCACAAGAGAAGUUUUACAGACUUAACCUAGUCCUUCCUUCAUCAUGUCAGGUGUUAAACAGUAUGAUUAUAUAGUUGUGGGUUGUGGAGGAAUCGGGAGUGCAACUGUGUACUGGUUAUCAAAGAGAGCGGGAAAACGAGUACUUGGUCUUGAGCAAUUCAAAUUGGGUCAUGACAAUGGAGGCUCGCAAGAUCAUUCAAGAAUUAUUCGCCUGGCUUACAAUGCAUGUGAGUACAUCCCUCUAGCAAGAGGCACUUAUGAGGCAUGGGGAGAAGCAGAGAGAGAGUCUGGUGUCCAACUCGUCUACAAGACAGGUGGACUAGACAUCGCCAAAAAGGGCACCCCAGGACACGCCGUCGUAGAGAUAUUUGCUAGAGCCAUGACAGAACAAAAUGUUGACUUUGAGAGAUAUGAGGGUGAGAGCAUUAAGAAGAAGUACCCCCAGUUCGCGGCCACCCCUCAAUGGACCACUCUCUACCAGAAAGAUGCGGGGCUCGUAGAUGCUGCUAUGGGCAACUCAGUCCACAUCCAGCUCGCUCGCAAGAAUGGGGCAACUAUCAUUGAUGAUGCAGCUGUCAUAAAAAUUGUCAAGCAAGGCAAUCUUACGAAGGUUUGCACAAGCCAAGGUGACUUCCUGUGCAGGAAGGUGAUACUGACUGCCGGAGCAUGGAUGAAUGAUGUUCUCUCUUCCGUUGGAGUUAAGAUACCCCUUACUGUCACGCAGGAACAGGUCACUUACUUUGGUACUCCUCACAUGAAAGAGUUCACAAAAGAUAGGUGUCCAACAUUCAUCCUACAUACGGGCCAAAAAGCAGAGCCCUACUUCCUUCCGCUGCAUGGCAACACUGGCUUCAAGAUCGGGCUAGAUGUGGGAGGUCCAGUAGUCACUGCCCAAACCAGGAACUUUGUACCUGAUAAGAAACGACAAGAGAUAGAGAGGAACUAUGUUGCUGAACUAGUUCCUAGGGCUGUUGGACCGAUCUUGUACACCAAGACAUGUCUGUAUACAAUGACUCCUGACAGAAACUUCGUGAUCGACACCUGUAAGAAGACGGGCCAUCCAGAUGUUAUCUUCUGCUGUGGAGCUGGUCACGCAUACAAAUUUGCGGCCGUGCUUGGUAAGAUUCUCAGCCAGCUUGCCAUCGAUGAGAGGACGACCUUUGACAUCUCUUGUUUCAACAUGGAGAGACCAGCCAUUAUCGAUCCGAACUAUCCCGUCUCUUUCCAGUUAGGAGUGGAUGUGGACGACAACAUGACGUCAAAGCUCUGAUGAGGAACUUCACGAGGGCUCUUGAAAUCACCGAAAGUUUAGAUUUCUAAAUAUUUUAAUUCAGAUGUGUUAAAGCUCAAACUAGAUUUGGAAAGAAGCUGGUUAAAAUGAUUUUGAAUUGUUAUCAUGCAGUAGUUUGGUGGUUUGGAUCGGCAAAUAUACAUAAACUUAUUGGUUGAACAUAAACAAAUAUCACAGAUACUUCUUGUUCCAUUGCUCAUCACGCGGUCGGGACCAGUAGCUAGGUCUUUUUAUCUUUCUUACCUCAUUACUUAGCUGAUAUGCAUUAAAUAUUCUUACCAAUAUCCGUCGGCAGCAUUUUAAUUUUGGCAUAAGACAUUAAAUGUGAGUUUGGAUUGUGUAAGAGCAAUUUUAUCUUCUGUCAUUACUCAGCUGAAAUGCAUUUAAUGUUCCUACCAAUAUCCGUAGGCAGCAUUUUUAUUUUGGCAUAAGAGUUUGGAUUGUAUAAGAGAAAUGUUAUCUUCUGUCAUUACCAGAUCUACAUAUCUUUUAAGAAAAGAUUUAGUGAAUUUUUGAAACAAUUUUUUACUAAUAAAUAAGGAAAUCCCAAAUUGGUAAGUAAGAAUGAUUUAAUAAUUGAUUACCUUGUGUCAAAAAUAUUAAUGUGCAAUAUAUUGUUAUGUUCCUUUUGUAAUUUUCCAUUCAUUUGGGGUAAAUUUUGACCCAAAACUCUUCAACUUCUUUACCCUUUUUCUUUCAAGAGUGUAUGAUAUCACUGAAAUAUCGUUUGGGACUGAAACGGCGACCUAAUUCUAUAAAUUUGUUAUUAUUCUUUCUGCGGCGAAAAAAUAAACAAACAAUCGUUAGGUCUCUAUAUUGUGGUCCCACUGUUUGAAUUUGAACAUAACAUGACAGAUGCUUUGAAAACAAAUUUCAAUUUACGUUUGAUGGUACUAUGAUUGCAUGCUUGUUGUUUAUACUUAACUAUUAUAAGUGAGCAUAUAAGUGAGAAAAAUGAGUCGUAGGGGGAUAUUUCUUUGUUCUUGCAAAUUGUGCUCAAUCGUUUCCCAUUGUCCUCUUAAUAUGUGUAAAACCAAAUAUGUGAAUAGGAACUCCCAAACAUUCUAAACAUUUUCUACCAAUAAUGAUGCAAAAUGUGAAAAGGAAUACACAAUAUUAUAAAUGCAUGAAUCCAUAAUCAUAUGUCAGACAAAAACCGAAACACUCAUCAUAAAGAUUCGGCUUCCCGUCUGAUAAUCCACAUUUUACUUUCAUUUGGAGAUUGAAACAUAAAUAUAUUUCAAGGAGAUUUAAAAGUGAAUGAAUAAAUACUGGUUUAUAUAUGAACACGCUAAUAAUGGUGACCUGGAAAGAAAUGUGGAAUAAGUGAGGCAAAUUAUAUAUUUCACGACCUUUCACUUCGUUUUCAGAUUGUUAUCUACGUAUUUGUCCUAAGAAAUUCAAUCUAAUUACUAUACGCUUCAGUUCUCGAGGGAAACCCAUUGCUCUGUAUCAAACAAAUUGUAUUGUUUAGAAAAAGGAUUUUGAUUUAUGCAUGUAAGCAGCAGUGAAAUAAAAGAGAUCGCAUUGAUAAUAGGAUAGCACGUG